Schistocerca piceifrons (Central American locust) is the source of this 1356-nucleotide messenger RNA. Its product is annotated as longitudinals lacking protein, isoforms N/O/W/X/Y-like. Gene Ontology annotation, biological process: regulation of transcription by RNA polymerase II. The transcript has a single exon. Gene Ontology annotation, cellular component: nucleus. Lineage: Eukaryota; Metazoa; Arthropoda; Insecta; Orthoptera; Acrididae. The record is from RefSeq and is a predicted model, not a curated record. Bases 1 to 1356 code for a protein of 451 amino acids. Gene Ontology annotation, molecular function: protein binding.
AUGGAUCAGAGCAACAAUGUACAUGUGAGGUGGAAUAAGCAUCAAGCUACUUUGAUGUCUCUUUUUGGUGGUCUGUUCGACAGUGAGAGGUUAACAGACUGCACUAUUAGUGCUGAGGGGCAGCAUUUGAGAGCGCAUAAAAUAAUUCUUUCAGCUUGUAGCCCAUACUUAGAGGAACUGUUCACUGAAAACUCUGUGAAACAUCCAGUCAUUAUCCUGCAUGAUGUAAAAUAUGAUGUGCUUAAGGCUUUGAUGGACUUCAUGUACCAUGGUGAAGUAAAUGUACCGCAAAAGGAGUUUAGUGGUGUUCUGAAACUCUCGGAGUCCCUUCAGAUAAGGGGUCUGUCUCACAGUGGAUGUAUAGAUGAUGUCAACAUACAGAAAGGGAGUGGAAGAAAUGCACUAUCAGUACCUCCUGAAACUCUCCCAUUUCAACCUGCAUCUGUGUCUUGCUUUACCCCAGCUCAAAAUGAAGCAGAAGAAAAGAUGGAGCCAUAUAGUGAAUGCUAUCAAACUGUGUUGUCCCAGGAAAGAAGUUCUGUGGAAGUAGACUUGGUUCCUAAUCCCUUUCGAAUGUACGAAAAAAAUAUUAAUCACUGUGGUUCUGAUCAGAGAGCAGGCCGAAAUGUAUUCGAAGAUGUUAUUACUCGUGACUGUGAUAGUAAUUGUCGACUUCCAUCUCGUCAGCAAAUACUGUCUACAUCAAAUAACCCUACUGGUGGAGCAGCUUUCAGUCCAGUCCCCCAUCAUUCUAAGCGCAGUCAGUUGCAGAUCUCCCGUGAAGAAUUGACUUUUGAUCUGAUUGUUGCAGAAAAGGAACAGUUUUCAACUCCAGAAACAGUAUUAAUUCAUCAGAAACCAGCAAAUUUGAAUGCACAUCCAGAAGAGAUACCAUUAGAAACAGAAUCUGAGGUGCCUGAUAGUCACGUAGAAGUAGUGGAAGUACAGGACAGUGAUGAUGAUCAGGAUGAUAAUGGUGGUGAUUAUCCUGAUGAUGAUGACAGUGCUCAUGAAGACAUUGUGGAGGGCAGGACAGUGAGUGAAGAUGUUUCACAUGGGGAGAAUUUUCAUACUGGAGGGAUGAACAGUCUUCAGUCACUAUUUGGCAGUGAUUAUAUGCAUAAUGUGACAUUGGCAUCAUCUCCCACUGCAUUACACUGUCGAUUUGUUUCUCACAGUUGUGGGAAGUCUUAUAAAUAUCAUAGAGGGCUAAAAAGACACUUGAAAUACUAUUGUGGCAAAGAACCUCAGUUUCAGUGCCCUCGCUGCAACAAACAUUGUGCUAGGAGAGAUGAAUUAAAGGCACAUAUGUCUACUAGUCGUUGUCAGAUGCAAGGAAAGUAUUGCACUCUUUGA